AUGUCUGAGAGACUAGACAGCAGCUCUAUACAGGUGCUAUAUCAAUCGUUAAAGGAGAUCACUAACGAUGCCGAGAUGGAGCUCUUCGAAGAUCGUAUCACCAAAUUGAAUUUUGCGAGUACUAACGAACCAAAAAAUGCUAACGACGUCAUAAAAGAUAGAUUUUUGAAGCCUUCAAAUAUUCUUCCCUGGAACUUAUUAGAUAUGGUUCAAGACGUACCGCAAAUGAACUUCUUAGACGAUCAUUCUGAUAGAUUGGACUAUAAGGAAUUGUUGAAAAUUCCCAACCCAAUUAAUCGAACGUCAUACCAGUUCAAAAGAACAGGCCUUGAAGGUAAAAUUUCAGGCUAUAAAGAAGAGGUUAAUCUGAAGGAAAUUACCAAUGCCAAUGCAUCGAAUUCGCUAUCAAUCACAAGAAGUAUCAACCAUAACAAAAACUCUGUAAGAGGGUCUACAGCACAAUUACCUUUCACACCAGGUGGUAUUCCCAUGAAAUCCAUGAAAACAGAUUCAGAACAAAAUGGAAUAUCCGCAAUGUCUAACGCUACCAAGCUUUUACACAAGGAUGACCAAGGUUUAUUCGAUAUUCCAGAAGGCAUGAAAAGAGGUAUCAAACCAGUGGAUACUGCCGUUGACAACGAGGAUCAAAACGGGCAAUUGAAAGAAUUGAAGCAACUAGACGAAAUAGAUAACGAAUUAAGCAUUAAGAUGGAAAUAGACGAGGAAAAAAUAAAAGCAGAGGAAAACUUCAAUAAAACUCUGUCUGAUGAGAUUAUAGAGGAAGCUACUGAAGAAACAACCGCCAAUAAUGCUGAUGAUGCCGAAAUCGAUGAAUUAUUGCCAAUUGGAAUUGACUUUGGCAGAACUAAAGCUGUUCAAAAAAAUGUUCCGUUAAAAAAGGAGUGGGCCCAUGUUGUCGAUUUAAACCAUAAAAUUGAAAAUUUUGAUCAACUGAUUCCCAAUCCUGCUAGGACGUGGCCUUUCGAAUUAGACACUUUCCAAAAGGAAGCCGUUUAUCACCUCGAACAAGGUGACUCCGUUUUUGUCGCCGCUCACACAUCUGCUGGUAAAACUGUGGUUGCAGAAUAUGCAAUUGCUAUGGCACACAGGAACAUGACCAAAACUAUUUAUACAUCGCCUAUUAAAGCUCUAUCUAAUCAAAAAUUCCGAGACUUCAAAGAAACUUUUGACGAUGUCGACAUUGGAUUGAUCACCGGUGACGUGCAGAUUAAUCCGGAUGCAAAUUGUUUAAUUAUGACGACAGAAAUUUUACGGUCGAUGCUAUAUAGAGGCGCCGAUCUGAUAAGAGACGUUGAGUUUGUCAUUUUUGAUGAAGUUCACUACGUCAAUGAUCAAGACCGUGGUGUUGUUUGGGAAGAAGUUAUUAUCAUGCUUCCUCAGCACGUCAAAUUUAUCCUACUAUCUGCAACUGUUCCUAACACUUAUGAAUUUGCCAAUUGGAUCGGAAGGACUAAGCAAAAAAAUAUUUACGUUAUUUCUACCCCAAAAAGACCGGUUCCACUAGAAAUAAACAUUUGGACCAAGAAGGAAUUGAUUCCAGUCAUCAAUCAAAAUUCAGAAUUUUUGGAUGCCAAUUUCAGAAAACACAAAGAAAUUUUAAACGGAGACAGUACAAAGGGAAUUCCUUCCAAAUCAGAUACCGGAAAAGGCGGCUCCACAGCAAGAGGUGGACGCGGUGGAGGUAAUACGCGGGGUGGAAGAGGAGGUCGUGGCAAUUCAACACGUGGGAAUGCUAACCGUGGAGGUUCAAGAGGUGCUGGCGCAAUGGGCUCUAAUAAACGUAAGUUCUUCACUCAAGAUGGCCCUUCGAAAAAAACAUGGCCUGAAAUUGUUAACUACCUCAGAAAAAGAGAAUUACUGCCAAUGGUUGUAUUUGUGUUCAGUAAGAAGAGAUGUGAAGAAUAUGCCGACUGGCUUGAAGGAAUUAACUUCUGCAACAAUAAGGAAAAAUCACAAAUUCACAUGUUCAUCGAAAAGUCGAUUACUCGUUUGAAGAAAGAGGAUAGAGACUUACCUCAAAUUCUCAAAACGAGAUCAUUACUUGAACGUGGUAUAGCCGUACAUCAUGGUGGUCUAUUACCCAUUGUCAAAGAGUUGAUUGAAAUAUUAUUUUCCAAAGGUUUCAUUAAAGUUUUAUUUGCUACAGAAACUUUCGCCAUGGGUUUGAACCUUCCCACAAGAACCGUUAUUUUCAGUAGCAUUCGUAAACAUGAUGGUAACGGAUUAAGAGAAUUAACCCCAGGAGAGUUUACCCAAAUGGCUGGUAGAGCCGGCAGAAGAGGUUUGGAUUCUACCGGUACAGUUAUCGUCAUGGCGUAUAAUAGUCCUCUAUCUCUUGCUACAUUCAAGGAAGUGACAAUGGGUGUUCCAACAAGAUUGCAAUCUCAGUUUAGGCUAACAUACAAUAUGAUUUUAAAUCUUCUGAGAAUCGAAGCAUUAAGAGUUGAAGAAAUGAUUAAGUAUUCUUUCAGUGAAAACGCCAAGGAAACUUUACAACCCGAACACGAAAAGCAAAUCAAAUUAUUGCAGGCGGAAUUACAAACUAUAGAAUAUAAAAGUUGUGAAAUAUGUGACGAUGAUAUCGAAAAGUUCUUGAGAUUAAUGUUAGCUUACAAAGAGGCAACAGUAAAUCUGAUGCAAGAAAUGGUCAAAUCUCCUUCAAUUCUACAUGUUUUGAAAGAGGGAAGACUCGUUUCCUUCAGAGACAACAACGAUUGUCUCAAAUUAGGUUUUAUAUUCAAAGUUUCCCUGAAGGAUGCCGUUUGUGUCAUUAUGACCUUCACAAAAUCGUACACACUUCCAAAUGGCGAACCAAAUCAUUUAAUAUACUUCCCAAAAGCGGAUGGGUACAGAAAAAGAAAUUUUCCGAUGUUCGAGAAAACAGAUUUUUAUAUGGAAGAAGUUCCCGUAACAGCUAUUGAAGUGAUCACAACGCGAAAAUUUGCUGCUCCAUUGGGUAAGGUUAUGAAGAAAGAUGCAACAGCUCUAAGUGAAUUUAAAGCUGAAACGAAUAACAUCUUAGAAGGAAAGACACUCAAAGAAGCAAUCAAUAUUGAAAAGCAGGGUUUGAAAAUUCACCAGAUCUUGCUGGACCGUGCAAACAUGAGAGAUGAGAUAUUUGGACUAAAAAGCACCAAAUGUCCUGAUUUAAGCCAGCAUAUCGUUCCGAGGUACAAGGCGCAUGUAAUUGAAGAGAAAAUCAAAGAAUUGUAUCAUUUGAUGUCUGACCAAAACUUGAGCCUGCUGCCCGAUUAUGAAAAGAGAUUAGCUGUUCUGAAAGAUACUGGAUUUAUCGAUCAAAACCACAACGUCCUAUUAAAGGGUAGAGUAGCAUGUGAAAUCAAUUCCGGUUAUGAAUUAGUUCUGACCGAGUUAAUUUUGGACAAUUUCUUGGGAAGUUUCGAACCUGAAGAAAUAGUCGCCUUAUUAUCGGUGUUUGUUUACGAAGGCAAAACCAGAGAAGAAGAAUCUCCCAUUGUCACACCAAGGCUAGCAAAGGGUAAAGAAAGGAUUGAAGAAAUCUACAAGAAAAUGCUUGGCGCAUUCGGUACCCACCAAAUUUCAUUAACUCAGGAUGAAGCGGAGUUUUUAGAAAGAAAGAGGUUUGCUAUGAUGAAUGUCGUGUACGAGUGGGCCCGUGGUUUAUCGUUCAAAGAAAUUAUGGAAAUGAGCCCUGAAGCUGAGGGUACCGUGGUCAGAGUCAUCACAUGGUUAGAUGAAAUUUGCCGUGAAGUUAAGACUGCAUCGAUUAUCAUUGGUAAUUCUACUUUACACAUGAAGAUGAGCAGAGCUCAAGAGCUAAUCAAAAGAGAUAUUGUAUUCGCUGCAAGUUUGUACCUAUAG
Messenger RNA from Saccharomyces kudriavzevii IFO 1802, 3864 nucleotides. RefSeq names its product SKI complex RNA helicase subunit SKI2 (gene SKI2). The record is from RefSeq and is a predicted model, not a curated record. The coding region runs from base 1 to 3864 and encodes 1287 amino acids. Gene Ontology annotation, biological process: nuclear-transcribed mRNA catabolic process, 3'-5' exonucleolytic nonsense-mediated decay. NCBI's taxonomy places the organism in Eukaryota, Fungi, Ascomycota, Saccharomycetes, Saccharomycetales, Saccharomycetaceae. Gene Ontology annotation, cellular component: Ski complex. The transcript has a single exon. Gene Ontology annotation, molecular function: RNA helicase activity; ATP binding; RNA binding.